Messenger RNA from Nestor notabilis (Kea), 2363 nucleotides. RefSeq names its product probable methyltransferase TARBP1. Gene Ontology annotation, biological process: tRNA methylation. The annotation marks the transcript as partial. Lineage: Eukaryota; Metazoa; Chordata; Aves; Psittaciformes; Psittacidae. The transcript has 18 exons. Gene Ontology annotation, molecular function: tRNA (guanine) methyltransferase activity. The record is from RefSeq and is a predicted model, not a curated record.
UUCUGGUGGUCUGCUGAGGAGAAUGAGAAGCUCCUACAGUUUUGGGAAACUUAUAUCUUAAUAAUGGAAACUUUGGAAGGAAACCAGAUCCAUGUCAUAAAGCCGGUAUUACCAAAACUAAACAGUUUGUUUGAGCAUGCUAUAUCAGGGGAAGGAGGUUGUUGGUUGUUUCACCCAUCAUGGCACAUGUGCAUUUAUAAACGAAUGUUUGAGAGUGAGAAUAAAACACUGACAAAGGAGGGCAUUCUUCAUUUUCUGGAGCUUUAUGAAACAAAGCGUCUUCCCAAUUCACUUGGUUUUUCAGAGUUUGUUAUUGGACCGUUAAUGGAUGCCCUCUCCGAAAGUUCCCUCUAUAGCAGGACACCAGGUCAGUUAAUGGGCGCCUGUCCUCCUCUGGGAACGAGGCUGCAGAAGUUUUUGGCUACUUACAUCAUGCUUCUUCCAGGGGAAGAAAAAGGUAGCUUCCUGUUAAAAUUUAUUCAGAAGAUGACAAGUAGGCAUUGGUGUGCUGUUCCUAUUUUGUUUCUUUCUAUGGCGCUGGCAUAUAUCCCUGAGUGUAAAGUACUGGGUACUGAAGGACUUCAUGCUUUGAGAGAUGUCCUCCAGUGCACUAUGAUUACGCAUCAGAUUUUGUUGCGUGGAGCUGCACAGUGCUAUCUUCUUCAAACAGCUAUGCAUUUGACAGAUGUGGAGAAAGUGUCCUUCCCAGAAGUUUCAAGCUUUCUUCUGUCCCUUAGACCAGAGGAGUCCCUAAGGAGAGAUACUAUGUUAUGGAUGGAGCUUUGCAGUUGGUUGCAAGUGAAUGAAAGAUGCUUCAGAAAGUCUGUAACCUCUGAUUUUGAGCAUCAAGAGACACCGUCAUUGUGCCAGUAUGUAUGCAGUCUUGUGGGAGAGUACCUUAAGACUCCGGUGUCUGAAAGAGAAAAUUGCUUUAUGCCUGACUGGUUUGAAGCUAAGCUUGUCGCAACAAUGAUUCUGUUGGCUGCAGACGUGGAGCAGAUGAGGAAUAAGCACAGUGGAAAAAGCAACAUAGAAUGGAUUGAACUAGAGGCUUUCUUGAACCCUCUUCUGGAUGUCUUGAUGAAACUUGGCAGUAAUGCUUACAUACCAACACUGAAAACAGAUAAAAGCCUACAGCUUCUCUUGAAGUUAUUGCAGACCCGUUCGUUAAAAUGUUCCAAUACGCAAGAUGAUGGUGUAUUGUUUUUUAUCUGGAAAUCUCUUACGACACCUGUGGAGAGUAUUCUUGAAUUUGUUCUCCGACGGCUUACUGCAAAUGAGUUAAGCACUGUUGGUGAUUUGGAUCGCUGUGAUCUAUACUUAGCUUUAAUUCCAGAGACAGUGAAUCUGUGCUUGCAAGUCAGCUGGAAGAAAGUACCAUAUAUCAAGAAUUUCAUUAUGUCCCUGACAAAUGCAUCUAUUCGUAAUCUUCAAGAGAGAAAUUGUGAAGAGGAGCCAAAGCUUCAAGAACAAAUUAAAAAAGUAGCUAGCAUGGCUUCACUUACGGCAGUUUGUGAAUUAAUGGAUCGGAAACGUGAAGCACACCUUGACUCUCUGCCUUCUGUGGAUGCUCUGAAGAGAUUUAUUUCCUUUUCGCAAUUCAAUGAUGUGUUAAAGAAGCCAUCUUAUAUUGGAGAAGAAAGUAGCUUAUGUGAAGAAACAACAUCCCAAGGAUGGGGGAAAAUUGUUGCACGCUAUGUUCGUGACCAGUGGAUUUGCCUUCGUUUUGUUUUAAAUUCAUUUCCUACGCUGGCUCAGGAGCAUAAAGAAACUUCAGAAAUGUCCUUAUCUACAGUUGAAAGGUCAAGAGAAGUUCUGCAGUCUGCAUUAGAAGCCCUAACUAUUCUUCCUUCAGACCAAGUUUUACCUGUGUUCGACUGCAUGAAAGUCCUUGUGCCCAAGCUUCUGGACUCCUCGGAGCCUCUCUGCAUAGAAGCAUUUGAUUUGGCUUGGAAAAUUGUAUCUUCUUUGAGCAAUACACAGCUGAUAUUUUGGUCCAAUCUAAAAGCUUUUGUUCAGUUCAUCUUUGAUACUGAGGUUCUAGCUGUUGCUGCAAGUGCAAAGGGUCAAGCAUAUGCCAAAAUAAAGGAGAUAAUUUUCAAGCUGAUAGAUAUGUCCACUACAAAGACUGGAGUCUUCAAUGUAGUCCUUAGUCAUUGUUGUCGAUCUUGGAUAUUUCCCACUGUUGAUGAGAGAAAGGCCUUGACAAAUGCUUUCUUAAAUGCUGGAAAUUAUUGUGAACUUGUCACUGAGGCUUGUGUCUUUGGAACUGUAUUUAGGAAAGAUCAGAGACUUAUUCAGGAUGUGCAUGCCUUCGUAGAAAAUCUUGGAGAACAAUGUGCAGCAAAUGUUGUUACAGAAAG